GGCUGCAAGUUCAGAACUUUUUUUUUUUCUCUUCUACCGCGAGUCGUCACAGGCCUUUUGAGUAAAAGAUUCCAACUUGGUCGACUUCAUUUUUUGCAGUGUCUUCUCAUUUCUGAAAAGGUCCUCCAUCCCCAGUCAACUCAACUCGUUUGAAAUAGUGCCUGUGCAUCCGUUCGCGCAAUUGACUAUUCUAGACUUUCGUAGUCCUGUCUUAAACUCCGAUUCUCUUCUCUAAUCUUUAUCUUUCACAAUGGCAGCUGUUGCUUUGUACGGCCUUGAGGUCCCGCCAGUCGGCGUCCUCGUCCCUGCCUUGGCAGAGGACAGCAUCCCCAAUGCCUCAUACCGCAUCACCAUGGCCGCUCUCGACCCCACUGAGGCGCCCGAGGCUGACGAGGAGGGUAACAUCCCCGACAAGCCUCGUGCUACAUUGAAGCUCGUACGCCAGCGAUACCCCGACCUCGACGAAGAGCUCGACGAUGAGUACCUCGAGGCCCUCAUGGGAGGCUCUGACGACGAGGACAGCGAGGACGAGGCCGGCCCUAGUGACCCUUCCAAGUCCAAGAAGGCCAAGGCCGAGGCUGCUCUAAAGAAGCUCAUCGCCGCUGCUAAGGAGGACGAAGAUUCAGAUGACGAGAUGGCUGAUGCUCCUAACGGCAAGAAGGGAAAGAAGGGCAAGCAGCUUGCCUCUAGCGACGACGACGAUGAUGAUGAAAGCGUCGACUCUGACUCCAUUGACCUGGAGGAGUUCGUCAUCUGCACCCUUGACACCGAGCACAACUUCCAACAGCCAAUUGACAUCACUAUUGGCCCCGAUGAGAAGGUCUUCUUCCGUGUCAUCGGUACCCACUCCAUCCACUUGACCGGCAACUACAUCGUUGAGGGCGAUGAGGAGGAUUCCGAGGAAGAUGACGACGAGUACGAUGACUUCCCAAAUGAACUCGAGGACAUGUACGGCGAGGGCUCCGACUCCGAGGACGAGCUCGACGGCCUCGAGGACCCCCGUGUCACCGAGGUUGAUUCCGAGGAGGAGGCUGCUCCCAAGCUGGUUAAGGCCAAGGAUAGCAAGAAGGGCAAGAAGCGAGCUGCUGAAGAGGACGCCGAGAGCCUCGAUGCUCUCAUCGCCAAGGCUGAUGCUGCUGACGACAAGACCAGCAAGAAGCAACAGAAGAAGUUGAAGAACAACAAGGGUGACGCUGUCGAGGUUGAGAAGUCCAAGGCCGAAGCAAAGGAAAGCCCCAAGGACGCCAAGAAGGUUCAGUUCGCCAAGAACCUCGAGCAAGGACCGACAGGAUCAGCAGCUAACGCCGAGAAGGGAGCCGCCCCUAGUGUCAAGGUCAUCCAGGGUGUUACCGUUGACGACCGCAAGGUUGGUAAGGGCCGCCCUGCCAAGAGCGGAAACAAGGUCGGUGUCCGUUACAUUGGCAAGCUCCAAGAUGGCAAGGUUUUCGACUCCAACAAGAAGGGCAAGCCCUUCACUUUCGCCAUCGGCAAGGGCGAGGUCAUCAAGGGAUGGGAGAUUGGUCUCGAGGGCAUGCAGGUUGGCGGAGAACGCCGUAUCACUAUCCCUCCCAAGUUGGCCUACGGCAGCAGAUCUCAGCCCGGUAUCCCUGGCAACUCUACCUUGGUGUUUGACAUCAAGCUGCUUGAGAUCAAGUAGAUUGUGCUUAGCGACUUGGUUAAAGGGGUUUCACAUUUCUGUCUAAAUAUCCUCAUUUCUGUUUGCCGAUACCGCAUUCGGCUGUAUUAUGAAAGGUUUCCUAUAAAUCUUGCGCUGUGGGGGUCUCUGACCUGCGCGAGUCUGCGAUGAUCCGCUCUAUAUCCCAGAUGCGAGAAGUAGAUGUUGUUAUAAGGGAUGACGACGACUGGCAUUGCAUCAGGCGCAUGAAAAGUCAGAUUUUCGGGGUGCCGAUUGCUUUCAAGAUGCAAUCGCUUUUCCUGCUUCGUCUAUUCGGUGGCGGGUAGCUAUUCGGACAAUACACAUACAUGACAAUAAGAUGA
Molecule: messenger RNA, 1998 nt
Organism: Truncatella angustata
Lineage: Eukaryota; Fungi; Ascomycota; Sordariomycetes; Amphisphaeriales; Sporocadaceae
Exons: 4
Coding region: 251-1657 (468 amino acids)
Cellular component (GO): chromatin; nucleolus
Molecular function (GO): peptidyl-prolyl cis-trans isomerase activity; macrolide binding
Source: RefSeq, a predicted model, not a curated record